UUUUUUUUUUUGUAGAUUAGAGAAAUGUCAGGAUACACUAUUAUUUGGGCAUUUUUUGGUGUUUCAAUUGCUUGUGCUUUAGCUUACUUUUUGACUCCUAAAGGAAAUGAGCAAACUGUAAUUCGUACAGUUAUUAUCAUGUCUUUGGUUUGUUGUUAUUUAAUGUGGACCAUCACUUACCUUGCUCAAUUGCACCCUUUAAUUUAUCCUAAAAAAGUUGGACUUCGACCUCAUCAUCAGGAGAAGUUUUAAAUGCGCGUAACAUCAGCUUUCAAUCCUUUUAUAUGUUUUUAAUAUAAGACUUGUGCCAUUCACAGUAGAAUCCCUUAAAAAAAAAGACAGAAAAACUUAUUAAAAAAAUAAUACCCAAUAUUGUUUCUUUUCUUUUUUUUUAUACAUACAUAUAAACAUAUACAUACAAACAUUAUUAUUAUUAUUAUUAUGACAAUCUUAUUAAAGAAAAAAGGGGGGGAGGAGCUAAAGUCAUGUAAAGUGAUUGUUUCAAAUAAAUGUGCUUACUUUAAACAACACUAUUCUAUAAACACAAAAGUUAGUAACAAAUGCCUUUUAUCAACCAAUAAAAUUUUACAAUUGGAAUUCUUGGUAGUAACCUUCUAUUUCUCCUCCCCGUCUUGUCUUUUCUUUUUUUA
Molecule: messenger RNA, 650 nt
Organism: Cokeromyces recurvatus
Lineage: Eukaryota; Fungi; Mucoromycota; Mucoromycetes; Mucorales; Mucoraceae
Product: ATP synthase subunit H-domain-containing protein
Exons: 3
Coding region: 25-252 (75 amino acids)
Biological process (GO): proton transmembrane transport; vacuolar acidification
Cellular component (GO): vacuolar proton-transporting V-type ATPase, V0 domain
Molecular function (GO): proton-transporting ATPase activity, rotational mechanism
Source: RefSeq, a predicted model, not a curated record